AUGGAAUCUCCCUUUCUAAUUUGGUAAAUAUAUAGGAACCACUCAACUGAGUAAUUACCUUACUUAAGCAAAUAUUUUAUAGCUGCAAUAGUCACUCUAAUCGUUUUAAUCUCCAUAAUGAUGCUCCAUCAUGUUAGGAGUAAUUUCUAGUUAGUAAGAAGAGUUCCUAAGAAACCAAAGAAUAAAGAAAAGAAUGUUACUUUCAACUUAGACUUGAAUCAGAUCCAUUACUUUUAUUGA
Molecule: messenger RNA, 240 nt
Organism: Paramecium primaurelia
Lineage: Eukaryota; Ciliophora; Oligohymenophorea; Peniculida; Parameciidae
Source: the annotation of a GenBank genome assembly